Acanthopagrus latus (yellowfin seabream) is the source of this 1819-nucleotide messenger RNA. RefSeq names its product glucose-6-phosphatase 2-like. The transcript has 5 exons. Gene Ontology annotation, molecular function: glucose-6-phosphatase activity. Gene Ontology annotation, cellular component: membrane. The coding region runs from base 704 to 1780 and encodes 358 amino acids. Gene Ontology annotation, biological process: gluconeogenesis; glucose 6-phosphate metabolic process. The record is from RefSeq and is a predicted model, not a curated record. Lineage: Eukaryota; Metazoa; Chordata; Actinopteri; Spariformes; Sparidae.
ACAAUGUUACUUCCUGCUUAACAUUAAAGUGCAUCAGAGACUGACAACUACCUUUAGCGUGCAAGUCUUUGUUGCGAUUUUGUACCACCUUGUGGUGAAUCUGGGGAAGUUCAAGUGGGCCCAAACUACUCAACAUCAAGUUCCAAAUAUUGUUUUAGUAGUAGUAUGAUAUCCUUUUUUAUAUGUACAUAUAUAAAAGUGCUCAUAAAAAACUACGCUGUUUUAAAGAGGAGAGGGAGGUAUGGUGAUGACGGGUCGACUCUGUGUGCCAGAUGGGACGGUGUCAUUCACUCACAGUAUUAUGGGAAGCCCAUUUUGUUGCCACGCUCACGCAGAAUGAGAAUAUUAAUGAGGCUGAAUGGAUCCAGGGGGUUACGAGGUUCACCGUCUCUUUCAGUGUGUACAAUGGCUAAUAUGUAACGACGGUAAAAGCAAUGAUCUGUAAAACAUCUGAUGGCUGCACAGUCGGGGGGUAAACAGUUUUUGGAACAGCUCUUAAAAUGCUGAGCUCUCACGACUUGGGAACACAUCAUUUUAUUCCAUGUGGGUCCAAUCUGGAGAGCUUGCAGCUGUUGCCAUGGCUCUGUUUAAUGAUUUAUGAUGGCAGGGUGAGAUAUAAAGCUCUAUCUCAGACGGGGAAGGGGUUUGUGGUGUUUUGACUGGUGCCGAAGAAGCAGCUGCUGGACGCGGGCACACAGAAAGGAUGGAUUUUGUCUACAGCAGUGGCGUGCUGGUUAUACAGCACAUCCAGAACAACUAUAGGGAAUACCACGACUUCCUCAACUUUAUGUCAACUGUGGGAGACCCUCGUAAUAUUUUCUCUGUUUAUUUCCCCCUCUGGUUCCAUCUCAGUCAUAAUGUGGGCAUCAAGAUGAUAUGGGUGGCUGUUAUUGGAGACUGGCUAAAUCUCGUUUUCAAAUGGAUUCUGUUUGGCCACCGACCUUACUGGUGGGUGCAAGAGACUAUGUUCUACCAGAACGAUUCAUUCCCGCACUUGGAGCAAUUCCACAUCACAUGUGAAACAGGGCCAGGAAGUCCGUCCGGUCAUGCCAUGGGCUCAUCUUGUGUGUGGUACGUGAUGAUCACCUCUGCUCUCAACUUCACCAGGCCUGCCUCCUCUGUCACUUCUCUGCAAAGAUUCCAAAGGUUUCGUCUUCUGAGGUCUUGCCUGUGGAUGGCUUUUUGGGUAGUUCAGAUAAGUGUCUGCAUCUCCAGGGUUUUCAUCGCGACCCAUUUCCCACACCAGGUCAUCCUCGGUCUCUUAGCCGGUAUGCUGGUUGCGGAGGCGUUCAAUCACAUCCCCUCAAUCUACAAUGCAAGCUUGAAAGUGUACCUCCAGACCAAUGUUUGUCUUUUCUCCUUUGCCGGUUGCUUUUAUCUGAUCCUCAAAUCGACAGAGCUCGAUCCACUGUGGUCAGUAACUAAAGCCAAGAGGUGGUGUGCUAACCCAGACUGGAUCCAUCUCGACACAACGCCUUUUGCCGGUCUGGUGAGAAACCUGGGAGCCCUGUUCGGUUUGGGCCUGGCGGUGAACUCUCAGAUGUUCAUCCAGAGCUGCAAGGGGAAGAACGGCUACAAAACCCGAUUCAAGCUCAUGUGUGUGACUGCAACUCUUACAUCUCUGCAGGUGUAUGACUUCAUCAAAAUGCCCACGAACACCGAAGUCGUGUUCUACAUUUUAUCGUUUUGUAAGAGUGCUUCAGUUCCUCUCGGUGUGGUUGCAGUCAUUCCUUACUGUGUACAUUUGCUGAUCGGAGACGAGGACCGCAAAAUAGCUUAGAAUAUGGGGGGAUUGUGAGGUUCUUGUAACAUUGUGUUA